AUGAAUAAAUACAGAAAAAACAAACUUGAUGAUAUUUAUAUGAGUUAUUCUUUUGAUAAAAUGAAAAAUUACAAUUUUAAUAGUACAAGAAAUAAAUUUAAAGGGGAGAAUAACAACUAUAAUAAUUAUAACAAUUUUAAUUAUUAUAACUAUUAUUAUAACAAUAAUUUAUCUUACUAUAAAAAAAAAAACAAAUAUGGAAAGAGUGCUUAUGAUAAUGAAUAUUCCAAACAAAAAGAUAAAAAUAAAAAUUCUUUUGUAAGUAAAAAAUAUGAUUCUAAAAAGGAUGAUGAAAAAAUAGAUUCUUUGAAAACAGUAAAAAAGGAUAGCAUUCUUGAAGAAGUAGAUAAAAUUAAUAACAUAACAUUUGGUUAUGAUAAUAAUUCAAAAUGUGAUUUCUCAUGUAUGAAUAAUAAUAUAAUAGAAAAUGAAAAGAAAUUAUUUAAAUUAAACAAGUUAGAUAAAAGUAAUGACUCAUCAAAAUAUAUAGAAAUAGAGGAAAAGAGUUUAAUAGAUAGUAUGCAAUAUAGAAAAAGAGAAGAUGAAAAAAGAAAUUUUAUAGAAAUGGAUAAUGAGAAUAAAUACUAUGCAAAAAAAGAAAAUGUUUUAAAAAAUCUUACUGAUGAUAGAGAUAUUGAAAAUAAAUCAAAUUAUAUAAAUAAAAUAAUAGAUAAAGAAAAUGAUGAUUUUUUUCAGUUUGAUAAUAAACUAUCUAAUAUAACAAAAUUUAUAAAUAAAAACAUUUUUAACAAUGAUAAUGAUGAAUUAAAAGAAGAACAAUUAUCAGCGAAUUCUGAUCCUUUUAAUUUUAGUGUCACAUUAAAUAAUGAUGAAUUUUCUAAGGAUGAAGAAUUAAAAAAAAUUAAAAAUAUGACAGGCCAAAAAAAAGAAGAAAAAAAAAAUAAAAGUGAAGAAAAAGAAAAGAAAAAGAAAAUAGAGAAGAAAGAGAAAAAGAAUAGUAUAAAAAAAGAAAAUAAUAAUUAUAAAAAAGUAACAGAGUAUGAAGAAGAAAUUGAAGAAAAGAAAAAAAAAAAAUUGGAUGAAAAUAGACAAAAUGAAAAUGAAUUUGCUAAAGUAUAUUUAAAUAGUGAUGAAAAAAAAGAUAAUAAUCCUUAUAGUGAUAAUUAUGAAGGUAUAAACUAUUUUAAUAUUUCAAACAAAAAAGUUAUUAACACAGAUAAUAAAAGUACAGGACAAGAAAAAAAAAAUUCUUCUGAAGAAAAUAAUACUUUACACACUAAGAUUUUAAGUGAUAAUAUUAAUAUGGACAGUGUUCCUAUUAGUAAUGUAAAUGAUUUAUUAAAAACAAAAAAUUAUAAUGAUAAUAAUAACAAUGAUUUAAGUAAAUUUAGAAACGAAAUUAAUGUAAAUCAUGUAGAUGGUGUGAAUAAUAUAAAUAAUUUAAAAAAAAUAGAUAUGCUAAAUCUACUUUAUCUCAAUAAUAUGGGUGGUAAUGAAGAUUAUAUGAAUGAAUCCAACAAGUUGAAUAAUUUGUUAAAUAUUUAUAAAAUGAAGAAAAAUCAAAAUAAUGAUGAUUUUUUUCUAAAUAUGAAUGAAAAUAAUCAUUUAAAUUAUUCCAAAGAUAAACACAACUUAAACAAUGCAGAAAAUAAAAAUAUAAUGAAUACCUUAAAGAAUUACAAUGAUAAAUAUAAUGAGAAUUUUGUAUUAAGUAAUAAAAUUUUGAACAAUAAUGAAGUAAGUACAUUAAAUGAACUUUCGCAUAAACAAGAAAAUAAUAAAACUAAUGAUGUGAGAAAUAAAAAAUUUAAUGAUGAAAUGCCAAAUGAUAAAAAUAUUCUAGAUUGUAAUGAUUAUGUAUUAAAAAAUCAAUUAAGAGAUGAAAAUUAUGAUUUGAACAUAGUAAAUAAUAAGUUAAAUAAUUGUAAGGAAGAUGAACUAUUUUACUUAGUAAAUGGUGAUAUUAAUCUGGAUACAAUAUCUGAUGCAAAUAUCUUAAAAUUAUUAAAUGAUUACUACAAAAACAGUGAAUCAAAUAAUGUGAUGACAAUAGAAAAAGAUAAAAGUAUAUUUUUAAAUAAAGAAUUAAUGUUGAAAAAAGAAAAUUGUUUAAUUGAAAAUGAGAUUAAAUAUAAUAUCAAUAAUAAUUGUCAUAAUAAUUAUAAAAAUAAUAAUAAUGAGGAUUUUUAUUUCAAUGAUAAAAGGAAUAACGAUAUAUACAUUGACAAGUAUAACAAUUUUAAUAUGAAUUAUAAUAGUAGCAAUAAUAAUAAUAAUAAUAAUAAUAAUAAUAAUAAUAACAAUAAUAAUAAUAAUAAUAAUAAUAAUAAUAAUAAUAAUAAUAAUAAUAAUAAUAAUAAUAAUAAUAAUAAUAAUAAUAAUAAUAAUAAUAAUAAUAAUAAUAAUAAUAAUAAUAAUAAUAAUAAUAAUAAUAAUAAUAAUAAUAAUAAUAAUAAUAAUUAUAUUAAAAGCAACUAUAAUAAUCGUUGUAUUAAUAAUUUUGGUAAUAAUAAUAUUGCAAAUAAGAAUCACAUAAAUAUUCACAACAAUAACAUAAGUGAAAAAAAUAAUAGAAACGUUUCAAAUACAUAUUUAGACAAAUAUGAACAAAAAAAUUAUUUUUAUAAAAAUAAUGAUAAUAAAUUGAAAAAUAGUAAAUCAUAUUCAAAUAAUUAUGGAAUUUCUUAUGAUAAAAAAUAUAAUUAUAAUAAUAAAAGCACAAAUAAUAAUGAUUUGAAUAAUACAUACAAUGAUGAAAACAUUGUUAAUGAUAAUUUUAUUAUUAAAUUAAAAAAACACAAUAUGCUUAAAUUAACUAAUGUUAUGAAAGCAAAUUAUAAAAAUACAAAUAUAAAUGAUUUAAAUGAUGAUAUGUAUAAUUACUAUAGAUUUAUAAAUAAAAUUAAUGCAAACAUUAAGCAAAAUAAUUAUCAUAAUAAAUAUAAAAACCUUAUGCAAAAAAGUGAAAAAGAUAAGUUAUUAAGAAUUCAGUUAUCAUAUAUGAUAAUAAAUCCAUCUAUACAGAAGAAUAGUGGAAAAUGGAAUUUUAAAAAUGAAGAAAAAGGAAAAGAGGUAAAUACAUUGAAUUAUGAAAUUUCAUUAAAUAAUAGUAAUAUUGAAUAUAUUGAUGUGAAAAACAUUUAUAACGAGGAAAAGAAACCUUUUGAUAACGACGAGGUCUUUAAGGACCAAAAUAAAUAUGAUAAUUUUUUAAAUUUUUACAGAAAUGAAAAUAAUGAAGCUAAAGAUGAUAUAUCAUUUAUAGAAAGCAUAAAAAAGAAUCAAAAUUUAAAUGAUAAUUUUAGCAUAUAUUUAAAUGGAAAAGAAGAAAAGUUAUAUAAUUUACUAGAUGAAAAGCAUUUUGAUUUAAACGAAAAUAUUUUUGAUAUAAAUUUAAGUAAAUUACUAUCAUUUUCUCUAUCUGAGAGAAAUAUGAUUGAUGAUGAGAACGGUGAGAGAAAAAAUGACGUAUAUUUAGAAAAAGGAAAUGUAAGCACCAAAAGAAAAAAUAAUGAUAAAUUGAAGGAUCACGAAAAAAAAGAUGGUGGUGAUAUUUCAGAAAAAAAAGUAAUGAACGAAUUUGAUAAAAAUGACUUAGAUUUGCAGAAUGAUGAAUACAUUAAUAAUUUAUAUAUACAAAAAAAUGAUUUAUGUAAAUAUGAAAAUAUAAAAAAGUUAGGUAAAUAUGUAUUUGCUACAGUGCAUGAACCAAGAAAUCUAAUAACAUUAAUAAAAAAUAAGGAUUUUGAAAAUUAUGAUGAAAUAAUAGAUAAAAUUAAAAAGAUAAUAAAAAAUGAGAUGGAUAAGGAAACAGAAAACAACAGAAAGAAUGAAGUGGAUCAUUAUGAGAAUGAAAAUGAAAUGAAAAAUGAAUAUAAAUUAUACAAUAAAAUAAAUAAUUAUAAUUUUAUCGAUAAUGCUAUUAAAAAAAUGUUAGAGAUACUAUGGGAUAUUUAUAUAGAUAUCAAAAAUUUAUUUAAAGAUAUAGAUAAAUGCCCAUAUACGCACAUAGAAACAAUAUCUAAAUAUAAAGAUGAAAUUAAACAAAAGAAAAAUUCACUUUUCAAUUUUAUUUUUUUAAAUAAAUUAAAUAAUGGUAUGCUAUCAUUGAAUUCAUUUAUUGAUAACAAUAGCAUCUUUAUAAAAAGAAACAUCAGUAAUUUAGAUAUAAUUGUAAAUAAAUAUACAUAUUUAUAUUUAUCAAAUUUAUUGUAUAAUAAUAUAAAUAGAAAAUUAAAGUUCUUCAAAUAUCCAAACAUUGUUCAUUUAAUAAAUAAUUUACGUUUUAAUAAAAAUAUAGCUACAAAAGAUGAUACAAAUUCAAUUGAAGAAAUGCUACCUGAUAAAAAUAAUAAUACAUAUAAUAAUCAUUCUAAAUCUUAUGUUAAUAUAGCUCAUGAAAAUAAAAGUAAUAUAAAUAAUAUAUUUUUGUAUCAAUUUCCUUAUGAGAACAAUUUAUAUAAAUUACAUAAUUAUGCUAUAUUCGGAAAAACACUUAUAUUCAGUAAAAAGUAUAACUACUUCAAUUUUGAAAAUUAUAACAAUUAUGAUAAUUUUUUGAAAACAUAUAGAGAAAAUGAGGACAAAUCAUACAUAAUUAAUGAAAAGAAUAAUAAAAAAUGUUCAAAUAAAAAUUGCUUGGAUGAAUUUUCUUUAAAUAAUACAAAGAUUCAUAAUGAAAUAAAAACUUUUAAUAUUGAUAAAAAUUUGAUUAAUGAAGAGCUCUUUAGAUUAAAAAGUUUAUAUUUUUUAUUUUUUAAUAGUUUUUUAAAAAAUAAAGGUGCAUCUAUUUAUAGAAAAAUUUUAAAAAUUAUUAAAAAAAAGAAGAGGAAAUCUUUAAUAUAUACUUUAUUUAGUAAUUAUUUUUUAUUGUAUUAUAUUUUUUCAUAUGCAGAUGAAUGCUUUGAAAGCAAAUUAGAAUAUGAAGAAUUUUUAAAAUUGCAAUUAUUACAUAUUAAUUCAAAUAUAAACACCUUAAAUAAAUUAUUAAAAAAUGAAAAAAAUCAAAAUAGAAAUAUAAUUGAUCAAUCUAUUUCAAAAAACUUAAAUCCAUCAUUGAAUAUAAGAUAUAAAUUAUAUAAUACUAAUAUAUACACAUCAUUAUAUAUAUAUUUGAUAGAUAUAUCUUUAUCUUAUUUAUUUACACCGGAUAUUGGAAUAUCAUAUAUUCAAGAUAUCUUAUCAUUACUAUUAUUUUAUAAUUAUAUCUAUUUAUAUAUAACAAAAAUUUUAUUUUAUAGAAGUGGAGCAGGAUUAAUAACAAUAUUGCUAGUAAAAAUUAUUCCAUAUGUUAAAGAUUUUGACAGGAAUCUUAUGAUUUGUUUCCUUUAUUCAGUUUUACAUAGCAUAUUUUAUAUUUUGUCUAAUUUAUUUAUAUAUCACUUAGAAAAAGAAAAAAAAAACUUUAAAGGAUUGGAACAGGAGUUAUAUUUAAAAAUAUUAUGUUCUAUGGGAAAUGAAAUUGAUUUUUAUAAAAUUAUAUAUAAGAGUGUGUGUAGUUAUUCUCAUCAGGAUAAAUUUUAUGAAAAGGAAAUAUUACAUAUGCUAGAAGAUAUAGGUAAAGAUAAUAUUGUAAAAAUUAUAAUGAAUUAUAUACAGAAAUAA
Molecule: messenger RNA, 5565 nt
Organism: Plasmodium relictum
Lineage: Eukaryota; Apicomplexa; Aconoidasida; Haemosporida; Plasmodiidae
Product: conserved Plasmodium membrane protein, unknown function
Exons: 4
Coding region: 1-5565 (1854 amino acids)
Source: RefSeq, a predicted model, not a curated record